Molecule: messenger RNA, 2768 nt
Organism: Lactuca sativa (garden lettuce)
Lineage: Eukaryota; Viridiplantae; Streptophyta; Magnoliopsida; Asterales; Asteraceae
Biological process (GO): protein phosphorylation
Molecular function (GO): protein kinase activity; protein serine/threonine kinase activator activity; ATP binding
Source: RefSeq, a predicted model, not a curated record
UUGUUUUGUUUUGACGGUGAAGGUUCGAUCUGAAACAAGUCACAUACGACAGCUGUUCUGUACGAUUCUCCAUUUAGUUUGUACACAUCGGCAAGCUAUGGCGGAUUAGCCGAAGGCUUAUCUGUUCCUCUUACGACACCGUUUCCUUUUCCAAAUUUCUUUUACAUUUUCCUUCCAUCUUCUUCAAUUAGUUCUUCCUCGACCAGUUUUCGAGCUUUUCUUUUUCUACGAAACCCUAGGAUUGGGUUCAUCAAGUUUUUCUUUUAGAACACCAAAUUGCUACAUGUUAUACACUAGACAACUUCUCAUCCCAUCAUCCCAACAAUUUACCCAUUCAAGCAAAUUAUCAGUUCAUAGAUUGUUAAGUCUAUUUAGAUCAUUGUUUGAUAAUAGCUUUAAAGGACUUGUGUAGAAGACAUUGAAUAUUCAUAUGAUGAAGUAGUUUUGUAGCUGGAGUUAUAGAGUAUAUAUCCAAAAAGAACAACAUUGUUACCAUGUUGGAAUGAGUUGACCAUCAAGUUGACCUAGCAUGCGUUUAGGGUAUCUUAUGAUAACAACAGUUUUAUGCUUAUGAUUUGGAGAGAAACAUGGAAGUACCAAAGGAGAGGUUUCCUGUGAAUGCUGAGGAUUACAAGGUAUAUGAAGAAGUUGGUGAAGGAGUCAGUGCCUCUGUGUACAGGGCGCUCUGUGUUCCCUUGAACAAAAUAGUUGCAAUCAAGGUUCUUGAUUUGGAGAAGUGUAAUAAUGACCUGGAUGGCAUACGUCGUGAGGUACAAACCAUGAGCCUGAUCAAUCAUCCAAAUUUAUUACGGGCAUACUGUUCUUUCACAACCGGCCACAACCUUUGGGUUGUUAUGCCGUAUAUGGCUGGCGGGUCAUGUCUUCACAUAAUGAAAACUUCUUUUCCAGAAGGUUUUGAAGAGCCUGUCAUUGCUACAUUGCUUCGAGAAGUCCUUAAAGCAUUAGUCUAUCUUCAUGCACAUGGACACAUUCACAGAGACGUGAAGGCAGGGAAUAUAUUAGUUGAUUUUAAUGGCUCUAUAAAGUUAGCUGACUUUGGAGUAUCCGCAUGCAUGUUUGACACUGGGGAUAGGCAACGUGUUAGAAACACCUUUGUGGGAACUCCUUGUUGGAUGGCACCGGAGGUCAUGCAACAAUUACAUGGGUAUGACUUUAAAGCAGACAUCUGGUCAUUUGGAAUCACAGCACUCGAACUUGCUCAUGGCCAUGCACCAUUUUCAAAGUAUCCUCCAAUGAAAGUUUUGCUUAUGACUCUACAAAAUGCUCCACCAGGUCUUGAUUAUGAAAGGGACAAAAAGUUUUCAAAGUCUUUUAAAGAAAUGGUUGCUGCAUGCUUAGUGAAAGAUCCAAAAAAACGUCCUUCAUCUGAAAAGCUUUUAAAGCAUCCUUUCUUUAAACAAGCAAGAACACCUGAUUACCUUCAACGUACUAUACUUGAUGGUCUUCCUCCUCUAGGAGAUCGUUUUAGGAUGCUAAAGGCAAAAGAAGCUGAUCUUCUUCUACAGAAUAGUGAAUUAAAUGGAAAUAAAGAUCAUUUAUCACAGCAAGAGUAUAUUCGAGGAAUAAGUGCUUGGAAUUUUAAUUUGGAGGACUUGAAGAAUCAAGCUGCACUUAUUCAGGACUAUGAUGAAAAUUCAAAUGCAAAUGAUCAAAAUUCAAGUUCAAAUUCAAAGCAAGAAAAUGGAUUCAAUGAUGUUGGAUUACAAUUAGAAAAGCCAUUAUCCCCUGAGAUAAUACCUAAUCAUUCGGAUGAUGCAUCCCACCUUGAGGAUGAAAUUGAUGAAGUUCCUAAUUUGGAGGAUUCAUUCGCAUCAUUUCCUAUGAAGCCUCUUCAAGCACUCAAGGGAUGUUUUGAUAUUGAUGAAGAUAGUGCAGUGGAUGAAAAAUUAUUAGAUACUGAAGAAAAUGGUAUUGAGAAUCAAGAUUUGAAAAAAUCCUUACAACAACCAAUUAUUAUUGGUCCAAAAAAACAUUCAAGUGGUUCGCUUCUACCUGAUAAUGUCUUCUCUUCUAAGAAGUUAAUUGGCGACUUUGAGAGAGAAUCUACACAACCGGGAUUUCGAGUUGAGCGCAGUUAUAGUGGUCCAUUACAAAGUCGUCAAAAGAAUAACACAGCUAACUCUUUUAAUACAAAGGAGGAUGCAUCAGAGGAAGCUGUGGUGCAGCGAAAGGGACGUUUUAAGGUCACAUCAGCAGAUCUCAGUCUCAAGGCUCCUGUUAAUAAUUCAAAUUUAAGUGGAAUUACUAGUCCACCCGCAUCAAGUAUAGCUACUUCACUUCUUCCAUCUUUGCAAAGCAUUUUGCAACAUAACGCAUUGCAAAGGGAAGAAUUAUAUAAAUUAAUCAAGUUCGUGGAACAAGUCUCUGGCAAUUGCAUGGAGUAUGGGGAGGCGGGGCCCAAUGAAUCAUCACAGACCCCUCUUUCUUCUCCAAGGGAAAGAGAAUUACAGUCUCAAGUGAUCCAAUUACAACAAAGAAACGGGAUUCUAGCUGAGCAAUUGCAAAGACAGAAGAUGAAAAAUGCUCAGUUGGAAAUGAAACUUAGUGAUUUGAUGAAGAAAGAAAACAUACAAGAAUGAUUCUCAUGAUGACAAUAACGAUGAUUUACAUGUUUCGAUGCAUUCAUGUGUCAAACUUUUUUGACACAUGGCGAGUGUUAAUUUUAUCUUGUAAAAGUGUAAAAUAUUUGUGAAUAUAAACUUUACUAUUGUUGUAAUCAUGUUACUUUAAAUAUUGAAAUUCUUUUA